This is a messenger RNA of Amborella trichopoda, 1666 nucleotides long. RefSeq names its product Ubiquitin-conjugating enzyme family protein (gene FUS9). The record is from RefSeq and is a predicted model, not a curated record. Lineage: Eukaryota; Viridiplantae; Streptophyta; Magnoliopsida; Amborellales; Amborellaceae.
UCAAACCAUUUUCCUUGAUUAAAGGAAAAAAGGGUCGCUCCUCGCCAGUCUCUAGGGCUGAGUGUAAGGCAGUGUUUUGAUAACUUCCGCUCUGUCUCCUUGUGAAUUAUCCGUGCUGUGAUUUUCCUAGAUUGGGGUGAAAAUUGGUAAUGUGAAAGUUGGAAACGUGUUUGAUAAACCAUGGUGGUAAUAAUUUCACCUGUUUGAUAAUGGCAAAGCUGGAAAAGAACUGAGAAUUUCAGCGUUUUAAAGGACUGAAUUGGAGGGAGAGAACGAACCUCAUCAGUCUGCAUUCUACACUCUACAGUGAGCGAGAAGCGAGCAAGAAGCAUGAACCCACAAGGAACAAUUAUUUGGUAGAGAGAGAGAGGGGAAAGCAAGAAGCAUGAACAUUGGGGGUAAGAAUCCAUUUGCUUCAAGCAGUGCUGGUGGUGGGGUGCGUUCCUGGCCAUCGACGACAUCGGUUUCAUCUUCAGGGAAGAGGAUACAAAAGGAGAUGGCUGAUUUCAACUCCCAGCCACCGCCUGGUUGCGCUGCUGCCCCCAAAGGCGAUAAUCUCUACUGCUGGGUCGCCACCAUCUUCGGUCCACAAGGGUCACCAUACCAAGGAGGAGUAUUCUUCCUUGAUAUCACAUUCCCGAGUGAAUACCCUUUCAAACCUCCCAAGGUCAUAUUUAAAACUCGAAUCUACCAUUGCGAUGUUGAUGCUGCAGGCAAUGUUAGUUUAAACAUUCUAAAAGAUAGUUGGAGUCCUGCCUUGACAAUUUCGAAGGUUUUACAUGCCAUCAGAUCAAUCUUUACUAAUCCUGAUCCUUAUGAUCCCCUUGUUGCAAGCAUCGCUCACCAAUAUUUAACUGACAGAGAUAUGCAUGACAAAAUAGCAGCGGAUUGGACACUAAGGUUUGCGAAGUAAACUCUUCAAAAUGGUAAGAUGUAUGACUGGCUGGAGAACCCUGUAUAUAAUCAUGAGCUGGUUUAUGUGCAUGCCUAUUCAUUAUGCUAUACUACAUGUAUAUCUAAGGAUCCUCGUCACCAACCAUUGGAGCUGUAUGGACAGUAUAAAUGAAGUGUGUGAUCUCCAGUGCUCGGCUAAAUCCAUCCAUUGGCUACAAUUAUUCGAAAUAGUUGGCACAAGUAAAUGACACAUGAUAGAGUGAUAUGGACUAUCCACAGUCCCACAUCACAUCAGGAAAGCUUAAUGAAAUCAUUUUUGUGGAAUCAUUUGAUAUGUUUCGAUCUUGCUAGUGGACUUCUAAAUAAUCAAGGGGAGACAUGAGCUUAAUGAAAAUCAAUUCCGUAGAACCGUUCAAUUUGUCCAAAUCUUGAUAGUAGAUCUAGCCCAAACCUAGUUAGUGGAUCUAAACUUGUAAAUGAUCAACGGGAAGCAUGCCAGUUUAAGAGAACUAAAAUCAAUUCCGUAGAACCAUUCAAUUUGUCCAAAUCUUGAUAGUUGAUCUAGCCCAAACCUAGUUAGUGAAUCUAAACUUGUAAAUGAUCAACGGAAGCAUGCCAGUUUAAGAGAACUGUAUAUGGGGAUGUACAAAGGCUUUUUCUUUUUCUUUUUUUUUAGUUGGGUGGGGCGGGGGUGUAAGUAUGGAAAAUGAAAUUAUAUUGUAAUAAAUUAUUAUAUUUUCAAAUAUAAUAAUAUUAUGGUUUGAUUGUCUAA